Molecule: messenger RNA, 1717 nt
Organism: Felis catus (domestic cat)
Lineage: Eukaryota; Metazoa; Chordata; Mammalia; Carnivora; Felidae
Gene: RSL24D1
Product: ribosomal L24 domain containing 1
Exons: 6
Coding region: 76-567 (163 amino acids)
Biological process (GO): ribosomal large subunit biogenesis; translation
Cellular component (GO): nucleolus; ribosome
Molecular function (GO): structural constituent of ribosome
Source: RefSeq, a predicted model, not a curated record
CCACUUCCUGUGACGGGCUGCGUCACUUCCGCUCGAGUUUGGCGUUUCGUCUGUGAGAGCUCAAGCGGUUUCAACAUGCGUAUUGAGAAGUGUUAUUUCUGUUCGGGGCCCAUUUACCCCGGCCACGGCAUGAUGUUUGUCCGCAACGAUUGCAAGGUGUUCAGAUUCUGUAAAUCCAAGUGUCAUAAAAACUUUAAAAAGAAGCGCAAUCCUCGCAAGGUCAGGUGGACUAAAGCAUUCCGUAAAGCAGCUGGUAAAGAGCUUACAGUGGAUAAUUCAUUUGAAUUUGAAAAACGUAGAAAUGAACCUGUUAAAUACCAGCGAGAGCUAUGGAAUAAAACUAUUGAUGCAAUGAAGAGAGUUGAAGAGAUCAAACAGAAACGCCAAGCUAAAUUUAUAAUGAACAGAUUAAAGAAAAAUAAAGAAUUACAGAAAGUUCAGGACAUCAAAGAAGUCAAGCAAAACAUUCAUCUUAUCCGGGCCCCUCUUGCCGGCAAAGGAAAGCAACUGGAAGAAAAAAUGGUGCAGAAAUUACAACAGGAUGUGGACAUGGAAGAUAUUUCUUAAAGAUCUCACUAUUUCUAUAAGUGCAUUUGAAAAUCUCCUUAGGAGACCAAGAACUUCUAAAUGAUCUUUUAUAUUUUACAUAAGGUCACUCAAAUGAAAGGUAUUUAAAAAUACAUCUCUUCUACGUUGUUCAUUGCUGUCUGUAAAAUAUCAGAUAUUAUGGAUGUUAGAUUGCAUUUCCAUUGUUAAACCUUCACUGAUACUUACAUUUAUGUAAGUCAUGCAACUUCUCUUUGUAAAUACAGAAGUGAAGUGUAGGCAUAAAAUGUUCCUGCCAUUUGGGUAAUGUCACUAUGCAGUAUUUAUGGAAGAACUAAUGACAAAAAUAUAUUUUACAUAUCCCUAGCCAUAAAUUUUCUUUGCAGUAAAAUAUUAAUUUUACUUUAUUAAUAUUAUAGAGGGGGUCUUAAAACAAGGAACUAAAACAACCUGUGUGUAGGAUAAUUAGCCUUAAGUAAUCUUUUAUUUUGAUUUCAGUAUUUGUUUUGGUUUCUUAGAAGAGUAUAUGAAGCCUAAUUAUGUUGGAGGUGAGAGCUGAAUAGCUUUUUCCUGAAAUGGUACUCUAUACUUUCAUUUUGGAGAACACUCAAUUCUGAGAUUCCUGAUAGAACCAGAUUUUUUUUUCCAGCUUAGCAGUGGUUUAAAAGUUGAAGAAUCCCACUGCCUUUUAGGAUGUUGUGUGGUUCCAUUUAAAAAGCUCCUAAUUGUUUUUGGAUAAUAGAAUUUACGGUUUUUGUGUCACAAAUUAUUUGGACCUAAGUUCAUAUUUUUUGUUUAAAAGCUACCAAAAACUAUUCAUUAGCAGGAAGAAAACAACUCCCACAUACUACUGAAGUAGGAAAUACAAUUAAAGAAAAAUAUAUACUGAAUAAUGUUUUUAUAUUUCUACAUUUUUUGCAACUUUAAGGAUAUUAAGUAACUCACUUCACAUUUUUAAGCACAGAACUUGGAAUAAAUUAUAAUCCUAGGGUUAUAAAAUUAUAAAGUAAUGGCUAAAUUUUUACUUCAGUAUUAGUGAAAAAGUGAUCACUGGACAAAGUGUUCAGGACAAAGAUCUGAAUUCCAGUGUGAUUUUUGCCCUUGUGUUCUUAUUUGUUAAAUAUGGGUCAUUGGUAGACAACAUUACUGAUAAAACAAUUAGGGGAAAUGA